GUAUUAAGAAAGGUUUGAUGUGACUGGUGUCCCCACUGGAUGCGUAUAAGCCAUGAUUUUUUAAGGACAUUGGUGGGCGGUUAAUGUCAUUGGAGAGGGAGAGCAUGCCCUUCACCUGCUCAUUUGCUUAGGUGGGAAUUCCUUUUGCGUGAAUCCUGGUGCGUACCAGACUUUGACGGCGAUGCUCUCUUUACCUUCGUUUCUUAUUAUUUAGCAACCAGAUCGAACUACUGUUUCUCAUUGCAGUUAGGUAUAUCCAAUUUUAGCUCUGCUCUACGGUUGUCCUGUUUGUUUUUCUCUUUUAAUGGUACCUACUCGGAAAGCUUGGAUCUUGGAGUCCUUUUCUGCAGAAUGCUUUGUAUUUCGGGCAAUGGCGGACUCUCUGGAACUGGUGUGGUAAGUGGUCAGUUUACCUUUUAAGGACGGAAGCAGCAGUAGCAGUAGCACAUGCCUAAACUGCAUAGGCGAUUUGUGAUUCGAACCCUGGACGUAGCGGUUUGAAUCAAAAGUGAAAAUGUAUGGACUUUCACCCCAAGCAAGCGGCCUGCUUGUGAUCCUUCUGUUGAUGAGCAGUCCUGUGGUGUUUCAGAUGCCUGCCAUGGCGAGAAUCAUCCGGGAGACCACUGUAAAUGUUGAUAUUUCAAGAACAGUUCCAGGGUUUAGCAAGCUUCCUACCGUGGUACGAGAACGCCUGCAUAUUCCUCAAAGAUCUUGGAGCCUUCCUGUUUUCCAAGAAGCUCCGGCGUUCCGUAACGGCAAAGAAUGCGUCAUUACAACGCCGCCAUGGAUGGCGAUGAUGUCCUCGGAGAAUCAUGAGAAGGAAGAUGAGGAGCUCUGCGAUUCGAACGCGGUACAUAUUGCAAUGACACUGGACGCUGCUUAUUUGAGAGGAGUCGUGGCGGGAAUUCUGUCAAUUCUCCAGCACGCUGCGUGCCCUGAGAAUGUCGUGUUCCAUUUCUUGGCUUCGGACAGGGAAGCCGAUCUCAAGGAUGCUCUCAUGGCGACUUUUCCUUAUCUGCGCUUCAAACUUUACCAUUUCGACGAAAAUAUUGUCAAGGACAAGAUUUCCUACUCCAUUCGCCAGGCUUUAGAUCAGCCGCUGAAUUAUGCCCGCUCUUAUUUGGCUGAUAUUCUGCCUCGCUGCGUGGGAAGAAUCAUUUAUCUGGACUCCGAUUUGGUUGUGGUGGACGACAUAGCAAAGCUUUGGGAAACCAGUCUGGAUUCUCACAUGCUUGCCGCUCCCGAGUACUGCCAUGCGAAUUUCACAAAGUAUUUCACCGAUGAUUUCUGGUCCGAUCCAGUUCUGUCCCAAACAUUCCAGGGCAAAAAAGCUUGUUAUUUUAACACAGGGGUUAUGGUGAUCGAUUUGGUGAGAUGGCGGCAAGGUUCGUACACAUUAAAGAUCGAGGAAUGGAUGGAAGUGCAGAAGAAGAGACGGAUCUACGAGCUAGGUUCUCUGCCGCCAUUUUUGCUGGUGUUCGCAGGAGAAGUGGAAGCAGUGGAUCACAGGUGGAAUCAGCACGGAUUGGGAGGGGACAAUUUCGAAGGGCGGUGCAGAAAUCUUCAUCCUGGCCCUGUAAGUCUUCUCCAUUGGAGUGGCAAAGGGAAACCCUGGCUGCGUCUUGAUCUGAGGCAAUCCUGUCCUCUGGACUCCCUCUGGGCUCCUUACGAUCUCUUCCAGUCCACCUCUGUCCUCCAUUGAUCGUUUUCCAUGUUCGAUCUGAUCUGCUCCUGCUUCUUCAACUCAAUUUUACAAUUGCGCCUGAAGAUAGUGCCGCCAAAUUUACACUCAAAUGUUACUACUCACUCUGUUCAAUCAAUAUAUACAGGUAGUAUUUAUAGCGAUGUUUGUACAUGGCCGAUAUAAACACUAAAAUGCUUCCGUGGAUUUGAAUCCACAGUACACGCAAGUGUAAGGAGAGCGUAAUAAUAAUAAUAAAGACUUGCUUUGCUUUUUUUCUGCA
Messenger RNA from Cryptomeria japonica (Japanese cedar), 1964 nucleotides. RefSeq names its product probable galacturonosyltransferase-like 3. Gene Ontology annotation, cellular component: Golgi apparatus. Gene Ontology annotation, molecular function: glycosyltransferase activity. The coding region runs from base 515 to 1702 and encodes 395 amino acids. The record is from RefSeq and is a predicted model, not a curated record. The transcript has a single exon. NCBI's taxonomy places the organism in Eukaryota, Viridiplantae, Streptophyta, Pinopsida, Cupressales, Cupressaceae.